CACUCUACAACAGGCUGCUAUACUUCAUCUUGGCUUAUAUGGACGACGACGACCCUUUUAUUCCUGGGCUAGAUCCCAGAAAGAGACCCCAAACUGUUUUCAAAACACAGCUCAUUCUUUCUAUCUUUCUUGGGCUAACAACUUUCCUCAUUUUCUGCAAUUUAAGAUCAAGAUGGCCUCAAUUGUAUGCUGUUCGAACUCUAAGGAGAAACGAUAUCAAACCCUUGCCUAAAAACCUCUUUGGCUGGAUCAAAAUAUUGUACCAGAUACAAGAUGAAGAUAUCCUCGCUUAUGCUGGUUUGGAUGCCUUUGUCUUUUUGGGCUUCUUCAAAAUGGCAAUUAAGAUUUUUACUACUUUCUCUGUGCUAGCUAUUUGUAUUAUAAGUCCUAUCAGACUCUACUACACCGGCAACUAUGAUCGUGAUGACAUUACUUGGUCAACCACUGGCGAUGGUGAUGAUAACCAACCUCACAAACCUGAGGAUCCAGACGACCCAGACGACCCAGAUGAUCCAAAUAAUUUUUCUCCCUAUCUCUGGAUGUAUGCAGUCUUCAGUUAUAUCUUCACUAUACUAGUUUAUUAUUUUUUAUUUGAUCAAACCAAAAAAGUCGUAACAAUUCGUCAGAAAUAUCUUGGUUCUCAAAAUUCAAUCACCGAUAAAACCAUUCUAAUUAAUGGCAUACCAAAGAAUUUAGUCAACAAUAAAAACUUGUUGAAAAAUCAUAUUGAAAAACUUGGUAUUGGCAAAGUCAAUAACAUCUCAAUAGUCUACAAUUGGAAUGAAUUGAAAAGACUAUUUGAUGAAAGAAACCAACUCAUAAGAACUCUAGAAGUAUACUACUCAAAAUACUUGGGCUUGAAUAUAUCAGUUUACAAAUAUAAAAACCCUUCUGUCACUCCCAAAUUUUAUCCAGAUGUUAUUUCCAAAUUGCAAUUACACUCAGCGUCUCAAAUUAGUAUCAAUGAAACCAACGAUAGCGACCACGAUAAUGAUCAUGAUCAUGCUAUUAAUAACAAUAAUUCCAACAGCAUUGCUAAUGGUGAUAUCAACAAUAAAAGAAAAAAAAAUCCAAUCAAAAUUAAAAAUAAAACUAAAACUAAUGAUUUGGAAAAUCAAUUUUUGUCACCUUCACAACAUCCAAACAAUUUUCAAGAAUUAAAUAGCUCUUCAAGCUCAAUUAUUUAUUUUAAUUCAACCCAUAAUAAAAAUAAUAUCCCAAACACUACUAAUAUUACUAGUCUCGGCAAUGAUAGCGACGCCCUAAUAAUCCAAACAGAUGAUGACAAUAAUCAUAAAAAAAUAAAUGAUGUAAACAAUUUAAGAAAAAGAAAUAUGAAAAGACCAACUAUAAGACUUGGUUUUCUAGGCUUGUUUGGAAAAAAAGUUGAUGCCAUUAAUUAUUAUGCCAUUCAAUUGAAAAAAAUUGAUAGCGAAAUUAUCAAAAUGAGAACUAAUUUAGAUGAUUUUAAACCCACAAAUUCAGCAUUUAUAACAAUGGACACUGUAGCAUCAGCCCAAAUGGCUGCUCAAGCAGUUUUAGAUCCAAAAGUUGGUCAAUUGAUUGCAAAAUUAGCUCCUUCUCCAAAUGAUAUCAUCUGGGAAAACUUUUCAAAAACUUAUUUACGAAGAAUUAUUCAAGACUAUUCUAUUACUUUUAUUAUGGUAAUAACCUCUUUCACUUUGGUUUUCCCUGUCUCUUCAAUCGCUGCUUUAUUAAAUUUGAAAACAAUUACAAAAUUUUGGCCACUUUUAGGACAUUUGAUUGAAAAAUCAAAAUGGGCAACCACCAUCGUUACUGGUAUCUUACCUCCAGCAUUAUUUACUUUAUUAAAUGUCUUGGUUCCUUAUUUCUAUUUAUACCUAUCUACAAAACAAGGUUUUAUAUCAAACACAAAAAUUGAGCUCUCCUCAGUUUCAAAAAACUUUUACUAUAUUUUUUUUAAUUUGUUUUUUGUUUUCACCUUUGCGGGUGUUGCAAGUAACUACUGGUCCUUACUAAGUGAUACAACAAAAAUUGCUUAUUUAUUAGCUAAUUCUGUCAAAUCAUUAUCUCUAUUUUAUGUCGAUUUAAUUUUAUUGCAAGGUAUUGGUAUGUUUCCUUUUAAAUUAUUACAAAUUGGUGAUGUAUUUUUAAUGUCAAUUUCAAAACUUUUUUAUUGCAAAACUCCAAGAGAUUAUAGGUCCAUUUAUUACAUACCAUCGGUUUUUGAUUUUGGCUUAAUAUUACCCCAACCCAUUUUAAUUUUUAUUAUAAUUGUCAUCUAUUCCAUUUUCUCUACAAAAAUUGUUACAGCUGGUUUAGCCUAUUUUAUUUUGGGCUUUUAUGUUUAUAAAUAUCAAUUAAUGUAUUCCAUGGUUCACCCACAACACUCGACUGGUCAAGCUUGGUCGAUGAUUUUCAGAAGGAUUUGCAUUGGUUUAGUUAUUUUUGAGCUAACAAUGGCUGGUACAUUGGCCUUAGAAAAUGCCUAUAUUUUGGCAGCAUUGCAAAUCCCAUUAAUUGCAUCAACAUUAAUGGCAUAUUAUCGAUUUGAAAAGGAUUAUUUUCCUCUAUCAAACUAUAUUGCUUUAAGAGCUAUUAAAUCUAGACCUGAUAACAAUAAUUUUGAUGGAGUCGAUGAAAAUAAUAAUAAUUAUUCAAGUGCGACAUCAACUCCUGUGAACACAAUUUCCAGCCGUUAUUAUGAUAAUCCAAACAUUCACCAUACAGACUCUGAACAAUCAUUAAGUACUUCGGAUUUAACGAAUUUUGUUCAAAAUUCAUUGCAUAAAAAGAAGAGUACUCUUGAUGAAGAAAGAGAUGAAUUUCAACAAUACAAUUAUCCUUAUUUAACGGACAAGUUAGAAGGUCCGUGGAUUGGAUUUGAUAAGGAUUUGAUCUAUGUUGUUGAUUACAAGGACAGUGAAUUCGAUAAUAAUGAUAUCAAUGUAUUAGAUAAUGUAGAUCAUAUCGACGAUCAUUAUAUGGGAGAAACAAUAUUGAAGGUUAAACAUCAAGUGGCAGAAUGGAAUUAGGUAA
Messenger RNA from Ascoidea rubescens DSM 1968, 3021 nucleotides. RefSeq names its product DUF221-domain-containing protein. The transcript has a single exon. Gene Ontology annotation, cellular component: plasma membrane. NCBI's taxonomy places the organism in Eukaryota, Fungi, Ascomycota, Saccharomycetes, Ascoideales, Ascoideaceae. Gene Ontology annotation, molecular function: calcium-activated cation channel activity. The record is from RefSeq and is a predicted model, not a curated record. Bases 39 to 3017 code for a protein of 992 amino acids.